Molecule: messenger RNA, 697 nt
Organism: Beta vulgaris subsp. vulgaris (sugar beet)
Lineage: Eukaryota; Viridiplantae; Streptophyta; Magnoliopsida; Caryophyllales; Amaranthaceae
Exons: 2
Coding region: 110-427 (105 amino acids)
Source: RefSeq, a predicted model, not a curated record
UCUGCUAUAAAUAAGCUGAAGAUCAUCGGCAUCAAGUAUAUGAGCAAAGAAAAUAAGCUAAUUGUUAAGGUCAUCACUCAGAAAGUUCCUGCAAAAGCAUCACUCAAACAUGUCUUACUUCAAACUCGCUGUCAUCGCAUUUUUUCUGUUCGCUGCUUCAGCUAUGGCAAUGCCUGAUGCAAAAAUUCAAUCCGUCACAAGGAAAGAAAAAGUGGGUGAAGGACUGCUGCAGGCAGAAAUAAAAGCAUUGAUGGAACUUAAACAAGUUGAGAAGGCAAUGAUUUCAAACUUAAGGCAAAAAAUGAUGGGAGCAGAUGAUCACUGUGCUCCAUCAGGUACCAUUUGUGCGCCCAAUGGACCUGAAGAGUACUGUUGCUCCCACUCCUGCGUUCCUCAUCCUAUUCUUAGGAUUUUUGUCUGCGCAUAAUCAGCUAAAUAAGCUCCUUAAUAUGGAGUCAUCAAUCAUGCACCUUACUAAAUAAUGUGUAUGAUUUAUGAAUGUUUGUAGUAUGAAGGAUAUAGAUGGUCUCUUAAGUUUCUAUUCUUGGAUAGAGAGAUGAAGUUGGAUAUGUAUAUUCAACUACUCUUCAGAAAAGAAUUUCUAUGUUUUCUGUUUUUCCAAUAAUCAGAGAUCCUCCUUCUUGUAAUAUAUUUUGUUUUAUGUUUUGAUCAAUAAGAUGCUUAUUGCGUCGGAUCG